AUGGUAGCUGACAAUAGUUUUAAGGCUGAUUAUAGGGCAGAUGAUGCACAUACAGUGGUUUCAAACGAGACUCGUAUUGAAGUUAAUACAAGCAACGAAUCAGUGAAUCAAAAUGUUGUGAUGAAUAAUGGUAUAUUUGAAAGAAAAGAAGAUAUAAAUGAAAAAUAUAAUACAAUAGAAACCUCUAAUUCCUCUGGUUUCUCAUCAAAAGAUGAAAAAUAUCUAGCCUCUGAGAAUAUCGACGAGAUCCCAUCAGAUGGUGAAAAAACAAGUACCUCCAGAAUUAUUCGUGAAACAGAAAUCAUGAAAUCAGUAUACGAUAAAUGGUAUUAUCAUGUUAUCCUAUUGUUCUCUGCUUUUGUCUGCGGGUAUGGUUACGGGCUAGAUGGUAAUAUCCGUUAUAUUUAUACAGGUUAUGCAACUUCUUCUUAUGCUGAACAUUCUUUGUUAUCCACAAUUAAUGUCAUUAACGCUGUUGCUUCUGCAGCUUCACAAAUUGUUUACGCUAGAGCAUCUGAUGUGUUUGGUAGAUUAUCUCUUUUUAUUGUUUCUGUUGUUUUCUACGCAGUUGGUACUAUCAUUCAAUGCCAAGCUUAUGAUGUCCAGAGAUAUUGUGCAGGUUCUUUCUUUUAUAAUAUUGGUUACGUGGGUGUUAUUCUUGUUUUAUUGUUAAUUUUAUCUGAUUUUUCCUCUUUGAAAUGGAGAUUAUUUUAUCAAUUUGCUCCUACUUGGCCUUAUAUUAUUAAUACUUGGAUUUCAGGAAACAUCACUUCAGCUGCAAACCCACUUAAACAUUGGUCCUGGGAUAUUGGUAUGUGGGCUUUCAUUUUCCCAUUAUCUUCUAUUCCAAUUAUCUUAUGUCUAAUUCACAUGAGAUGGAUGGCUUCAAAGACAAAAGAAUGGAAGUUAUUAAAACAAGAAAAAUCUUAUAUCCAACAACAUACUUUCGUUUCUGCCAUUACAGAUUUAUUUUGGAGAUUAGAUGUCAUCGGUGUUUUAUUAAUGGGUGCUUCCCUAGGUUGUAUUUUAGUUCCAUUAACUUUGGCUGGUGGUACCAGCUCCAAAUGGAAUCAUGGUAAUAUUAUUGCUCCUUUUGCCCUGGGUUUUGUUUUAAUUCCAAUCUUUACAUUUUGGGAAUGGAAAUUUUCUAAAUCACCACUAAUUCCAUCUAAAUUAGUUAAGGAUCGUGCAGUUUGGUCUUCCAUGGCUAUCUCUUUCUUAAUUGAUUUCAUCUUUUAUAUGGCAGUUGAUUACCUGUACACGGUUUUGAUAGUUGGUGUUAAUGAGUCAGUGAAGUCUGCAACUAGAAUAUCAUCUCUAUCUUCAUUCGUUUCAACGGUCGGUUCUCCUAUCUUUGCCUUGUUAAUUACCCGUUUUACAAGAUUAAAGCCAUUUAUUGUGGCAGGUUGUGCCUUAUGGAUGCUAUCAAUGGGUUUGUUAUAUCAUUACAGAGGUGGGGCUUCCUCCCAUAAUGGUAUUAUUGCCUCUCUAUGUGUUUGGGGGGUUGGUACAACUCUUUUCACAUAUCCAAUCAAUGUUUCUGUUCAAGCUGCUGUGUCACAUGCUGAUAUGGCAACAGUUACUGCAUUAAACUAUACAAUGUAUAGAAUUGGUUCUGCCGUUGGUGCUGCUGUUUCUGGUGCAAUUUGGACUCAAACAUUAUACAAACAAUUACAUAAGCGUAUGGGAGAUGCCACCUUGGCAACUGCCGCUUAUAGUUCUCCAUAUUCCUUUAUUGUUAAUUAUACCUGGGGUACAACAGUUAGAGACCAAAUGGUGGAGGCAUAUAGAUAUGUACAACGUUUGGAAACUAUUGUAGCCUUAGUCUUUACUGUGCCAUUAUUGCUGUUUUCAUUAACCUUAAGAGAUGCUCGUUUGACCGAUAAUGUAGCUUCCGAUGAUAUUGAAGAAGGUCAGCACAUUAAUAAAACAGACAGUGACCCAAUUGCAGACUUCCUGAGUAAACCUUUCAAAGGUUUAUUUAAAAAAAAUAAAAUCGAUGAAAACUAG
This is a messenger RNA of Henningerozyma blattae CBS 6284, 2010 nucleotides long. It is a transcript of the gene ARN1, whose product is annotated as siderophore transporter. The record is from RefSeq and is a predicted model, not a curated record. NCBI's taxonomy places the organism in Eukaryota, Fungi, Ascomycota, Saccharomycetes, Saccharomycetales, Saccharomycetaceae. Gene Ontology annotation, biological process: intracellular iron ion homeostasis; transmembrane transport. The transcript has a single exon. Gene Ontology annotation, molecular function: siderophore-iron transmembrane transporter activity. Bases 1 to 2010 code for a protein of 669 amino acids. Gene Ontology annotation, cellular component: vacuolar membrane; endosome.